AUGGGAUUUGUGAAAGAAUUGAGAGAAAUUGAGAUGAGGUUAUAUGUGUCGAACGAAAAUCUGCUAGACCAUGGACCAAGGGCUACUCCUAUAAAGGAAAAUGGAAAGAAAGCAGAAGGAAAACCAGCCCAAAGCACAAAGAGAAAUAAAGUUAUUGAGAAUUCUACGAAAGAAAUUGAAAACGUUUUAAAGUUCCGAAACUUGUCAAAGACCAUAUGGGUUUACUGUUCUGAAUCAAUCAACGCUGUUUGGAGAAGUUACGAGCAAAUCCCAAAAGCAAUUGAUGAAGUUGUCACUGCUGAUGGUGUCGAACCGAAAGUUAAAGCAAAGGGUAACGGGAUCAAGACGAAAUUGCUUAGUUUUGACUUUCUCUUUGCUCUCAUGUUUAUGAGACUUAUUAUGAAGAAAACAAAAGUUAUCACAAAGCAGUUGCAGGAAGAAGAGCUCAAUAUUUUGGACGCACUGUUGUUAAUCGAUUCUACGGUGGAAAACAUGAAAAAAAUGCGUAGUGAAGAUCGUGCAAUUGAUGCAGAGCUAGACGCGAUUGUUGAGUUCGGAAACAAAAUGGGCAUAGAUUCAAUUGCACAAUACCAACUUCAUCAUAGACCAAGGAGACCGCCAAGAAGAAUUGAUGACCACCCAGAAGCUUAUGCGCAAUUACUAUUCAAAGAGUUUUACAGGAAAGAAAUGUGUGGGAAACCAAAAGAUGAAACAGUUAAAGCAAUGUGCUGUCUUUUUCCUCCUGCUUGUCAAAUUGAACCUCAUGUGCUUAUGUCUGAGCUAGAAAUAUUCAGUACCACUAUCUCGAGAAAACAACCUAGCUCCAUACAAGAAGCAGCCAAAUAUGCUCACGAGUAUAUCAGGAUCUUCCCAACCGUAUGCAAAGCUUAUCAGCUGUUGCUUACUGCUCCAGUGUCUGUCGCCAAGGAUGAGCGAACUUUCAGCAAACUGAAGAUUGUCAAGAACUGUCUUAGGUCAACUAUGAAAGACAAGCGUUUAAAUGACUUGAUCCUACUGGCUUGUGAAAAGGAUCUCACAGACAGUAUUGAUUUGAACGUUGUACUGGACACUUGGGCCAAAGUUAAGAUGCGCAAAUUUCGAAUAAAGCCAACAAAAUAA
Dendronephthya gigantea is the source of this 1119-nucleotide messenger RNA. RefSeq lists its product as uncharacterized. NCBI's taxonomy places the organism in Eukaryota, Metazoa, Cnidaria, Anthozoa, Malacalcyonacea, Nephtheidae. The record is from RefSeq and is a predicted model, not a curated record. Bases 1 to 1119 code for a protein of 372 amino acids. Gene Ontology annotation, molecular function: protein dimerization activity. The transcript is spliced from 3 exons.